AUGGCAAGAGAAAGAUGUAGCUGGUGUGGUGUGGAACUAGUAGUGCCCCCAGAUGCUCAAACUAUUCGAUGUGCUGUGUGUCAAGCCAUCACUAGGGUUCACUCCUACGUCGACCCUUUGGCUCAAGCCUGUGAUUCAGCUACCAGGUUCACUCCUGGUCUUAUUAACAUGGUGUCUAGCAACAUUCCCACCAUUACUAGUUCGGUCAGUGGCUAUCCUGUGCCGGGUUAUGGUGGUUAUUAUGCUCCACCACCAGCUAGGCCAGUGUUGCCUCUUCCUUCAGUGCAUGGGAGGAAGCGGGCACUGCUUUGUGGAGUCAGUUACAGAGGCAAGAGUUAUAGGAUCAAAGGAAGUAUUAAUGAUGUCAAGUGCAUGAGAUAUUUUCUUGUCGAGAAGAUGGGAUUUCCUAAUGACUCCAUACUCAUACUCACAGAAGAUGAGAUAAACCCAUUAAAGAUCCCAACAAAAGCGAACAUAAGGUUGGCUUUAAGGUGGCUUGUUCAAGGCUGCCAGCCAGGGGACUCGUUAGUGUUUCACUUCUCUGGUCAUGGGUCAAAGCAGCUUGACUGUGACAUGGAUGAGGUUGAUGGGUUUGAUGAAACAUUAUGCCCUCUUGACUAUGAAACUCAAGGAAUGAUAAUUGAUGAUGAAAUCAAUGAGACCAUUGUAAGGCCAUUACCACAAGGAGCUGCUCUUCAUGCCAUUAUUGAUGCCUGCUAUAGUCAAACUGCAUUGGCAGGCAAUGCUUCAACUGGUGCCUUGACAUAUAGCUUCAUCCAGGCAGUGCAGAAUGAGCCUGGAUUAACAUAUGGACGCUUGAUUAAUGUUAUGCGUCAGGCACUUCGAGGGGCGAAAACUGGUGGAUUACGCUUAAGUGGUCCGAUUGCAUCACUGGUAAAUAAAGCUUUGUUUAACACAGAGAUCACCCAGGAGCCUCAGCUGUGUUCGUCGGAGCCGUUUGACGUUUAUGCAAAGCAGUUUAUGCUGUGA
Dovyalis caffra is the source of this 990-nucleotide messenger RNA. NCBI's taxonomy places the organism in Eukaryota, Viridiplantae, Streptophyta, Magnoliopsida, Malpighiales, Salicaceae. The record is from the annotation of a GenBank genome assembly.